Messenger RNA from Acanthosepion pharaonis, 627 nucleotides. The record is from the annotation of a GenBank genome assembly. Lineage: Eukaryota; Metazoa; Mollusca; Cephalopoda; Sepiida; Sepiidae.
AUGACAAAUUACUCUCCCUAUCUCUCUCUCUCUAUCUGUCUCUAUAUAUCUCUCUCCCUCCCUCUCUUUUUCUCUCUCUCUUACUCUCUGCCUCUCUCUCUCACUCUCUCUUUCCCUCUCUCUCUCCUUCUCUCUCUCCCUCUCUCUCUCCCUCUCUCUCCUUCUCUCUCUCCCUCUCUCUCUUUCUCUCACUUUCUCUCUCCCUCUCUCUCUUUAUCCCUCUCUAUCUAUCUAUCUAUCUAUCUCUCUCUCUCUCUCUCUCUCUCUCAGACUAUUGGACUUGCCUGUCUUCGAAUCAUUUUAUCAUUAUCUAUCUAUCUAUCUAUCUAUCUAUCUAUCUAUCUAUCUAUCUAUCAAUAUCUAUCUAUCUAUCUAUCUAUCUAUCUAUCUAUCUAUCUCAGCCUGCUUAUUGUAUCUAUCUAUCUAUCUAUCAAUAUCUAUCUAUCUCACUUUGUUCAUAUGCAUGUAUCUAUCUAUCUAUCUAUCUAUCUAUCUAUCUAUCUAUCUAAGUCUGUUCAUAUCUAUCUAUCUAUCUAUCUAUCUAUCUAUCUAUCGCAUUCCCUUUUGUUCACAUAUCGCUAUGUCUUCCUUUUCACAUUACGUUUUCUUAUUACAUUUAUAGAUUAG